CAGCUCGCUCUGACAGACGCUCAGUGAAGCAACACGCUCGGCUAUAAAUACAUGACUCACAGCGGAGGCUCUGCUGGCUGCACAGCGUCUGUAUUUACAUACUGAACCCUGACGACUCGCAGAUCCUCACCUUACCGCUGACAGCCAGUUAGGGUUAUUUAUCUUUUACUCUGCUUUUCAAACCACCAGAAAGUUUCCCUCUGGUUUUUUUGUGUGGACAUUUUCUGUUUUUGCCCGAGUGCUUUCUGUAAUCUGAGGAGGGCUGAUUGGACACAGUCGGCUGUGUUUUGGGUAGAGCAACGAUGGGAGACUUUUGGGGAGAUAUUGCCAGUCAGAGGGUGGCCAGAGCGAUGUCACUGGGGAACGAUGAGGAGGCAGUGCUGGACCAGGGGAAGACCAGCUCCACCCCCUACACUAACUUUGAGAAAGAAGAGCUGGAGAGUCACAGAGCGGUGUACGUCGGCGUUCACGUUCCUCUGGGUCGACAGAGUCGAAGGCGUCACCGUCACAGAGGACACCGGCAUCACCGGAAACGGCGGGACCGCUCAGACCGGGAGGACGGACGGGAAUCGCCCACAUACGACACGCCGUCUCAGAGAGUCCAGUUCAUCCUCGGGACGGAGGACGGAGACGAGGAGCACAUCCCCCACGACCUGUUCACCGAGCUGGACGAGCUCGCCUUCAGAGACGGAGACUUCCAGGAGUGGAGGGAGACGGCCAGGUGGCUGAAGUUUGAGGAGGACGUGGAAGACGGUGGUGAACGUUGGAGUAAACCGUACGUGGCCACGCUGUCCCUCCACAGUCUGUUUGAGCUGCGUUCCUGCAUCCUGAACGGCACCGUGCUGCUCGACAUGAGGGCCAACACCAUCGAGGAGAUUGCAGACAUGGUGAUUGACAGCAUGCUGGCUUCGGGUCAGCUGGAGGAGGGCGUCCGAGAGAAGGUGAGGGAGGCCAUGUUGAGACGUCACCACCAUCAGAACGAGAAGAAGCUGAGCAACCGGAUCCCGCUGGUUCGAUCCUUCGCUGACAUAGGCAAGAAACACUCCGACCCCCAUUUACUGGAACGCAACGGUCUUCUGGCAUCCCCUCAUUCAGCUCCAGGAAACCUCGACAACAGCAAGACCGGCGAGAGUCGCAUCAACGGCGGCAACGGAGGCAGCCGGGAAAACAGCACCGUGGACUUCAGUAAGGUGGAUAUGAACUUCAUGAAGAAGAUCCCUCCUGGUGCAGAGGCCUCCAACGUCCUGGUGGGUGAAGUCGACUUCCUGGAGCGGCCCAUCAUCGCCUUCGUCCGACUGUCCCCCGCCUUGCUGCUGACCGGCCUCACAGAGGUCCCGGUGCCCACCAGGUUUCUCUUCCUGCUGCUCGGCCCCUUUGGAAAAGGUCCACAGUACCAUGAGAUCGGACGCUCCAUGGCCACUCUGAUGACGGACGAGAUUUUCCACGAUGUCGCCUACAAGGCGAAGGACAGGAACGACCUGCUGUCGGGGAUCGAUGAGUUCCUGGAUCAGGUCACUGUGCUUCCUCCAGGUGAAUGGGACCCGAGCAUCCGCAUCGAACCCCCGAAGAGCGUCCCGUCUCAGGAGAAGAGGAAGAUGCCGUCCGUCCCUAAUGGCUCCGCCCACAGUGCUGACUUCGCCAAGGAGGCAGAGCAUCAGUCAGGACCAGAGCUGCAGAGGACAGGGAGGAUCUUUGGCGGUUUGGUGAACGACAUUCGGAGGAAAGCUCCCUUCCUGUGGAGUGACAUCAGAGACGCCCUCAGCCUGCAGUGUUUGGCGUCCGUCCUCUUCCUCUACUGCGCCUGCAUGUCGCCCGUCAUCACGUUCGGAGGUCUGCUGGGAGAAGCCACCAAAGGAAACAUAAGCGCCAUAGAGUCUCUGUUUGGAGCGUCUCUGACGGGCGUGGCCUACUCUCUGUUUGCUGGUCAGCCUCUCACCAUCCUGGGCAGCACCGGGCCAGUUCUGGUCUUUGAGAAGAUCCUCUUCAAGUUCUGCAGUGACUAUGGUCUGUGCUACCUGUCCCUGCGGACCAGUAUCGGACUCUGGACUGCCUUCCUCUGCCUGCUGCUGGUCGCCACAGAUGCCAGCUCUUUAGUUUGCUACAUCACCCGUUUCACAGAGGAGGCCUUCGCCGCCCUCAUCUGCAUCAUCUUCAUCUAUGAGGCCCUGGAGAAGCUGGUCCACCUCGGGGAGCUCUACCCCAUCAACAUGGACAACCAGCUGGACAACCUCACCUUCUACACGUGUCAGUGUUCUCCGCCUGCCAACGCCUCAGCUGAAGUCCUACAGAUGUGGAGCACCAAAAACGUGACGUCAGAAAACAUUGAGUGGGACCAGCUGACUGCAAAGGACUGUGUGGAUUUACACGGGGAGUUCAUUGGCUCGGCCUGCAGCCACGGCGGCCCCUACGUCCCCGACGUCCUCUUCUGGUCCGUCAUCCUCUUCUUCACCACCUUCUUCCUCUCAUCUUUCCUCAAACAGUUCAAGACCAAGAGAUACUUCCCCACCAAGGUUCGAUCGACCAUCAGUGACUUUGCCGUCUUUCUGACCAUCAUGAUCAUGGUGUUAGUGGAUUAUCUGGUGGGAGUUCCUUCGCCCAAACUCAACGUACCCGACCGCUUCGAGCCCACGUCGAACACUCGAGGGUGGCUGAUCUCCCCCCUGGGUCCGAACCCCUGGUGGACGCUGCUGGCCGCCGCUGUCCCUGCUCUGCUCUGCACCAUCCUCAUCUUCAUGGACCAGCAGAUCACCGCCGUCAUCGUCAACAGGAAGGAGAACAAACUCAAGAAAGGUUGUGGCUACCACCUGGAUCUGCUGGUGGUGGCGGUGAUGCUGGGUGUGUGCUCCAUCAUGGGCCUGCCGUGGUUCGUAGCGGCGACUGUGCUCUCCAUCUCCCACGUCAACAGUCUGAAGCUGGAGUCAGAGUGCGCGGCGCCGGGGGAGCAGCCGAAGUUCCUGGGAAUCAGGGAGCAGAGAGUCACUGGGUUCAUGAUCUUCAUCCUGAUGGGCUGCUCCGUCUUCAUGACCUCCGCCCUCAAGUUCAUCCCGAUGCCUGUCCUGUACGGAGUCUUCCUCUACAUGGGAGUGUCCUCGCUCAGAGGCAUUCAGCUAUUUGACCGCAUCAAACUGUUCGGCAUGCCGGCCAAACACCAGCCGGACCUGAUCUACCUGCGCUACGUCCCCCUGUGGAAGGUCCACAUCUUCACUGUGGUGCAGCUGUCCUGCCUCAUCGUCCUCUGGACCAUCAAGGCCUCGGCCGCCGCUGUUGUCUUCCCCAUGAUGGUGCUGGCUCUGGUGUUCAUCCGGAAGCUUCUGGAUUUCUGCUUCACCAAGAGAGAGCUGAGCUGGCUGGACGACCUGAUACCGGAGAGCAAGAAGAAGAGGGACGACGACAAGAAGAAGAAGGAGAAGGAGGAAGCUAGGCGGAUGCUGGAGGAGGCCGAGGACGAUCUGCCGUACAACGGAGGGAACGUCAUCGACUUCCCGAUCAAAACCCUGAAAGGACGCAUGGACCCAUCAGAGGUCAACAUCUCAGAUGAAAUGGCCAAAAGCGGCAUUUGGAAAUCCAUGAACUCUGAAAGCAGCAAAGCUCUGAAACGCAGCAACAGAUGCCUCGUUGCUGGCGUUGUGUCUUCCAGCCAGGAGAAGCUGUCGAGCAUCCAGAUAAACGUGGAGAACGAGGACGGUCGGAGAGUUGUGGACGCUGAGACAUCGCUAUGAUCUACCUACCGGGGGGGGCCACUGUUGGAGCACGAGGAGGGAAACGCUGCUAGCCCUCGGUCUUCUCUGAACACAGUCGAAAGGUCGUGGGAGGACCAAUCAGGCUUCACCUCGCCGCGCCGUACUACUCAUGCUGCGUUUCCUCGGACGAAGGUGAACGUUUUAUUUUCUCAUCGUUUUAUGGUGAAACACGGAGACUCCACCACUGGGAGCAAAUAUGGCCGCCACUUUUGGAAACAGCUUCCUGAGGUUUCUUUGGUUGGUUUUUACUCGGGCGCUCCGCUGCUGCGCUGUGAUUGGCUGCUGGAGCAUCGAACCCAAACACGGACUUAGUGGACGCCCGAUUUUCCUGAUGAUCUGAAAAAGUUUAAUUUUAUCGUUUUAAAUGUCUGUUUCUGCUUUCAUGAAGCAGACGAGGCCGUUCCCCCCCGACAGGUCCAACGCAGGAAGGAGUUUUUAUUUAAUCAUCAUGCUGAUUUAAGUUGUAUAUGUGUCUGUGUGAGUGUGUGGCUGUAUACCUGUGAGUGUGUGCGAUCACUGUUGUGCCUCACCUCGUUGCCUGCAGUGGCUGAACGAAUGAUGUCACAGCCACUGUCGUCGUAGUUUCCUCUUCAAGUUUAAAUAAAAUCAGUCUGGUGACGACGA
This is a messenger RNA of Dicentrarchus labrax (European seabass), 4364 nucleotides long. RefSeq names its product sodium bicarbonate cotransporter 3. The transcript is spliced from 25 exons. Lineage: Eukaryota; Metazoa; Chordata; Actinopteri; Moronidae. Gene Ontology annotation, biological process: monoatomic anion transport; bicarbonate transport; regulation of intracellular pH. The coding region runs from base 303 to 3719 and encodes 1138 amino acids. Gene Ontology annotation, molecular function: sodium:bicarbonate symporter activity; solute:inorganic anion antiporter activity; monoatomic anion transmembrane transporter activity. The record is from RefSeq and is a predicted model, not a curated record. Gene Ontology annotation, cellular component: basolateral plasma membrane; plasma membrane; apical plasma membrane.